Molecule: messenger RNA, 2842 nt
Organism: Morone saxatilis (striped sea-bass)
Lineage: Eukaryota; Metazoa; Chordata; Actinopteri; Moronidae
Product: serine/threonine-protein phosphatase PP1-beta catalytic subunit
Exons: 8
Coding region: 37-1020 (327 amino acids)
Biological process (GO): regulation of circadian rhythm; circadian regulation of gene expression
Cellular component (GO): nucleus; cytoplasm
Molecular function (GO): protein serine/threonine phosphatase activity
Source: RefSeq, a predicted model, not a curated record
UCGAACCGGCCAACACUGUACCACAUCAGUUUGAAGAUGGCGGAGGGUGAAUUGAACGUGGACAGCCUCAUCUCUCGGCUUCUGGAAGUGCGGGGAUGUCGCCCGGGGAAGAUAGUCCAGAUGACAGAGGCAGAGGUGCGGGGCCUCUGCAUCAAAUCCAGGGAGAUCUUCCUCAGCCAGCCCAUCCUGCUGGAGCUUGAGGCCCCCCUAAAGAUCUGUGGUGAUAUCCAUGGGCAGUACACAGAUUUACUGAGGCUGUUUGAGUAUGGCGGCUUCCCUCCAGAGGCAAACUACCUUUUCCUGGGCGACUACGUGGACAGAGGAAAACAAUCCCUGGAAACCAUCUGCCUUCUGUUGGCCUACAAGAUCAAAUACCCAGAGAACUUUUUCCUGCUCAGGGGCAACCAUGAAUGCGCUUCCAUCAACCGCAUUUAUGGGUUCUAUGAUGAGUGCAAGCGCAGGUUCAACAUAAAGUUGUGGAAGACCUUCACUGACUGCUUUAACUGCCUCCCCAUUGCGGCUAUCAUUGAUGAGAAGAUCUUCUGCUGCCAUGGAGGGCUAUCGCCUGAUUUGCAGUCCAUGGAGCAGAUUCGCCGGAUCAUGAGGCCAACAGAUGUGCCUGAUACAGGCCUGCUGUGUGACCUGCUGUGGUCAGACCCAGAUAAGGACGUACAAGGAUGGGGAGAGAACGACCGCGGCGUCUCCUUCACAUUCGGUGCAGAUGUGGUCAGCAAGUUCCUAAACCGCCAUGACCUGGACCUCAUCUGCAGAGCCCACCAGGUUGUGGAGGAUGGAUAUGAGUUCUUUGCCAAACGCCAACUGGUCACACUUUUCUCUGCUCCAAACUACUGCGGGGAGUUUGACAAUGCAGGCGGCAUGAUGAGUGUUGAUGAAUCCCUCAUGUGUUCCUUCCAGAUCCUGAAGCCCUCAGAGAAGAAGGCCAAGUAUCAGUAUGGUGGUGUAAAUUCUGGUCGGCCCGUCACCCCACCCCGCACCGCCCAAGCCCCCAAGAAGAGGUGAACGUACAGCCUUGGCUCUUCCCCUUCCUUCUCACCCUGUCCGUCCCUGGUCUGCCACCACGGCAACCCCUGUAACUCCCCUGUAUAGCGAAGAUACAGGGCUUAUCUAAUUGCCCAAAUCUUACUUCUCUUUCUUCCCCACUCACCCACCUCCUCUCCAACUCCACUGACAGCUCUUUUCUUAAUGUGUAUGUGUACAUAAAUUUGCUGUGAUCAAUCUGUUGUUUUUUUUUUUCGUUUUUGUUUUUUUGCCUGUUUGUUGGUAUUUUUGAUAUUAUUAACAGAUAAUCUUUUUUGUGGUUUUACUUCCACUGCCAUUUGAGGUUUUCUGAGGUUCUGUGUCGUGAAAGGAAAUGCCUUCUCUGUGUAGAGAGGCAGAGCGACUGAGUUAGACGAAUUCUUUUUCAGUUCAGUAACAAAAACACAGUAGAGAUUGAACAUUGUUUUGCCUUGACCUCUCAUAAAGCAGAGAGAAUCCUUCCAAUGUAUUUCAGUGAGUCUGAGGUUUCCAUGCGAUGCAAAAAUCUCUAGACACAAAUAACAAUUGUCUUAUUCCAGCGUAGUUGAAAUACAUUAUAGCAUGUGUGGUGAACUUGCGGUUGUUGUGCACAUUUUAUAUAUAUGUAACUAUUGAACAAGUGCACCUCCCCAUGAGUAGCAAAGAAUGUGAAGAGACUGGCGUGAAUGAAAUAUAGAGGCUAAAUCAGAAGCUGCUGGCAGUGGACACGCUUUACCCCGACACAACGCCCUCUGGGCAUCGAUUCCUCCGCUCCGUUGUGCCUCCCUGUGCCUCGACUCCACACCCACACAAAAACAUGCCGCUUCUCACACAGAGCUGGUAUUGACAUUUUCCUGGGUCUAUUUAAUAUUUGUUCUCAUCAAGAUCAUUUACCCCGUAUGAUCCUCUUGAUUUACAGUGAUAAAAUGCUAAGUGAAAUAAUAUUGUGCCCAUGGAAGGUUAAGUCCUUGCACAGGCAUUUAACUAAUAUCAGUCACUUAAGUUCAGUAUUUUACCUGCAGACAUACUGGAUAUAGUGUGUUAUUAAAAGUGCUUAAAAGUUCCUAGUAUUUGUAUGAAGAAGCACAUAAGGAUAUAAAAUAUCUAACAGCACUGGCUGGUGUCAAACGUAUCUAAGCAGAGUGUUAAAAAGACCAAAUAAUCAAAAGAAAUAAAAAGCAAGCUUCACUAAAUGCGCCACUAUAUUCGCAUUGUUUAGUGCUGUGUUUAUAGAGCAUAUAACGAACAUAAUAAAAAUAUUGCUCUUGGAAGCUGUUAUGUAAAAUGCCAGCAAUCCUCCUUUCACAUCACCCAAUCUGUUCUGGUACAGAGUAAGAAAACUGGCGGAGUCAGGAGUGGGUGGCAGGAGCAGGCCGUUUUGCUAUGUGAUAGUGAUGCCACCUGGUGUAUAAAUACAGUAAUACAGUACAGAGUAGUACAAAUCAGAUGUUCUAAUGGGCUUUUCAUUACAUUGCCUGUACAAAAUGUUGUCAUUUCCCCACGAGGAGGUACUUCAGUUCGACUGACCGGCGAUUAGCCUGGUCGGCAGUUAACUUAAGUCUACUGCGAGUGAGAUGCAGUUGACCCUUUUGUGGUAAACAGUUGCCUAUUUUCUUUCUUCUUUUUUUUUUUUUUGCUCUUUGUGGUGUUAUUCUUUCUGUUGUAUUUCUAUGUUCUCUCUGUUCACAUUGUUUACUUUAUAUUCACUUAAUUUAUUUCCUAAUAAUAAGAAGAAAACAAUGAGGUGUUACCAAAAGCUGUUUUGCAAUUUGUACAAGUUUGUUUGAAAGUCUAUAAAUUCAAUUAAAAUGGAUGGAUACCAAAA